CGCCCCUCUCCGCAGUCCUCAGCUUCCUAAUGGCUGCUGCUCUUCCGGGGUGAAGCGCUCCUGGCCGGCCCCCUGAGGCUGCAGGGACGGAAGGUGUUAGUCCCCGAGCAGGAAGAGGCACGGGACUGACAGGAUGGACAGGAUGGCCGGUGUCCUGUGCUUGGCGGAGCCCCUCACGGCCCUACAGCUGAAGCGGCUGGAGGAGCACAAGUACAGCGUAGCCGGUCGCUCCAUGCUGGAGCCCCUUAUGCAGAUCUACUGGAACUGGCUGGUGGAAAAGUUGCCCCUGUGGCUGGCACCCAACACUAUCACCAUGGUCGGGCUCGUCAUGAAUGUUGUCUCUACCCUCAUUGUCGCCUACUAUUGCCCCACUGCCACCGAAGAGGCACCAUGGUGGGCAUUUCUGCUUUGUGCUAUAGGCUUGUUUGUGUAUCAGUCAUUGGAUGCUGUUGAUGGGAAACAAGCUCGAAGAACCAACAGUAGCUCCCCCCUCGGGGAGCUGUUUGACCACGGAUGUGACUCUAUAUCGAUAGUGUUUGUAGCGGUGGGAACGAUAGCUGCAUUACGUGGUGGAACCAUGCCCAGCUGGUUGUUCUACUGUUGCUUUAUCAGCAUGUUUAUGUUCUUUUGUGCCCAGUGGCAGACCUAUGUGUGUGGUACCCUGAAUUUCGGCUGGAUUGAUGUAACAGAGCUGCAGCUUUCUGUGACAGGAGUGUUUUUGCUGUCUGCAUUUUUUGGAACUACCUUUUGGGACAAUGAGAUUCCUAUGACUGGAUUGCCACUGAAAGUCAUUGCGCUUAUCGGGAUUGUGUCAGGAACUAUUUACUCCUGUAGCAACUAUUUUCGAGUCAUUUUCACUGGUGGAGUAGGCAAAAAUGGAUCCACUGUAGCAGGAACUAGUGUAUUAUCUCCAGGUCUUCAUAUUGGAUUAGUCCUCAUCUUGGGACUUAUGAUUUAUAAAAAGUCAACAACAAACAUAUUCUACAGACAUCCCUGUCUUUACACCUUAACCUUUGGAUUUGUGAGUGCUAAAAUUACUAUUAAGCUUGUGUUGGCUCAUAUGACCAAAAGUGAACUGUAUCUUCAGGAUUCUGCAUUUAUUGGACCAGGUCUUCUAUUUCUCGAUCAAUACUUCAACAGUUUCAUCGAUGAAUAUAUUGUUUUAUGGUUGGCACUCGCUAUUUCUUUGUUUGAAUUGCUGAGAUACUGCAUAAGUGUUUGCUUGCAAAUAGCAAAACAUCUACGAAUAUCAGUCUUCAGAAUCCCUCCCGUUCCAGCUGCAGAGCAGGAAGUGGCAUAAUAAACAAGAAAUUCAGAAAUAUCUGAAAAUUUCUUUUGCAAGGAUUUCAAAUAACCAUGUGUGACCUGAGAAGCCUUUGGACCAACAGAAUGUUUUUUGUUAGUAAUAAUAAUUAUAAUUCAAAAACAUCUGUACGGUAUUAAUAAACUGGAAAAUAAUCUUUUUAUGAAACAUUUGUGCUGUCCUACCUGCAUACUCUGUGAAGCUGAAUAAUUUAUUUUCAUUAUAAAAGAAAAAAACAAACAAAAAAUAGGUUUAUUCAUCAACAUUUGUAUUUUUGUUUAAUAAAUGUUUUAUUAAAUAUG
Molecule: messenger RNA, 1605 nt
Organism: Hyla sarda
Lineage: Eukaryota; Metazoa; Chordata; Amphibia; Anura; Hylidae
Gene: CHPT1
Product: choline phosphotransferase 1
Exons: 9
Coding region: 134-1300 (388 amino acids)
Biological process (GO): phosphatidylethanolamine biosynthetic process
Cellular component (GO): endoplasmic reticulum membrane; Golgi apparatus
Molecular function (GO): diacylglycerol cholinephosphotransferase activity; ethanolaminephosphotransferase activity
Source: RefSeq, a predicted model, not a curated record